GCGGAAGUUCAGUAGGUUCGGUGCUGAAGCAAAGCUUCCAUUUUCUCGGGGCUCUUGUUGCGAGCAUAGAGCACGUGUUUAUCACCGCCGGUCGCUUUUCAUCGCGCUCUUACGACACAACGCCUUCUUCGUCUUGUACGGACGUUUCGACCAAACGUCAAUCUCCGACGCUACUCAAUCCCUCACCAGGCAAAGUUCUAAUUCGCCGCAGAGGUUAACGCUAUGAAUCCAGAGAAACUGAAGAAGUUGCAGGCCCAAGUGCGAAUUGGCGGCAAGGGUACACCCCGGCGCAAGAAGAAGGUUGUACAUGCAACCGCUGCCACAGAUGACAAGAAGCUACAAAGCUGUCUGAAAAAGCUAUCUGUAAAUACAAUUCCUGGUAUAGAGGAAGUUAACAUGAUCAAGGAUGAUGGCACGGUCAUUCACUUCAACAAUCCAAAGGCUCAAGCCAGUUUAUCCGCAAAUACAUUUGCUAUUACUGGUCACGGUGAAAACAAACAGAUCACUGAGAUGUUGCCUGGAAUAUUAAGUCAGCUUGGUCCUGAAGGUCUUACGCAACUUAAACGACUAGCUAGUACAGUUGCUGGUAGCGCAGUUGGCAAAGCCACAUUGGAGGAAGAUGACGAGGUGCCAGAUUUGGUGGAAAACUUUGAUGAAGCCAGCAAAGAAGAGGUGGCUCCGAAAAAAGAGUUGAAUGAGAAUGACAAAGCAGCUGGUGAUAAAAAUGAUACUAUUGUCAUUGAAGAGAAGAAAGAAGCACCGUUAGCUACGCCUGAAGCUUAAGAAGAGAAUAUUGAAGUAACUAAUUGAUGAACUUAUCAUUAUACAGGGUGUCCAAAAAAACUCUGUAAAUUCGUAACAAUAAGGUUAUGUAAUCUGCAAUUCUGCUUUUUUUCAGGUGUUUCUCUCUCUCUCUCUCUCUCUCUCUCUCUCUCUCUCUCUCUCUCUCACACAAAUACGCGCACACACACACACACACACACAGAGUAUACGUGCGUGCACAUACACACACAUAUAAAUACACACACAUCAGGUAUAGUUGAUAAUUAACAAGUCAUGAAACGCAAAGAUAAUGCGUAAAGUAUAUAAUAACUAUACACACAAGUUGCAAAUACUUGACAUACUCUAUAUGUACUUGCUAUAUAAGUAACAGUUGACGAGAAAUAAAAAGAAAGCUGUUACAAAAAUGA
Dinoponera quadriceps is the source of this 1190-nucleotide messenger RNA. It is a transcript of the gene bic, whose product is annotated as transcription factor BTF3 homolog 4. Gene Ontology annotation, cellular component: cytosol; nascent polypeptide-associated complex. Bases 223 to 783 code for a protein of 186 amino acids. Lineage: Eukaryota; Metazoa; Arthropoda; Insecta; Hymenoptera; Formicidae. The transcript has 3 exons. The record is from RefSeq and is a predicted model, not a curated record.